AUGGAAAACUCAGUGAUAACAGUGUGUGAGCAUGUGGACAAUGCGAAAUUGGGCGUUUUUCAAGGAGCUCGAUUUCGUUGGUAAGUUCUUUUACGUUUUUUUUAAAUUUUAGGUAAACUUAUAUUACGCUUGGAUGGAUUUGUUUGAAGAAAAUGGGUUUCCUUGCUGAAAAAGGUGAAAUUUAUGUUGAGAAUUAUGUUGGGGAGUUAAAUCUGUUUGUUGGCGUACGAUUUAUUGGGGUUUUAGGGCAAGUUAUUAAUUUUUACCUGAAAAGCAUAAUAUUUCAAGUAGUUGUCCAGUUAAUGGGUAAAAAUUUUUUAGCUGACCAAAUGAGUAAUAGUGUUGGAAGUACUGUUUAAAAACGGAUUUAUCUUUUAGUUUUGAAGAAUUUCGGGCCAAAUUCGUGGAAUGGAUGGCGAUAACCCAUCAACGGAUGGCUAUAAACAGUUCUCGUCAAAUGGGUGUCAAAUAUGGAAUUGCGGCACGAGAACAGUUUAAAUUUCGAAGUCUGUACUUCCGCUGUUUUCGUCAUGGACCAGGACGUCGGGCAGAGGCAAAGCAGCCGAAUCGAGAGAAGAAUGCGCGAGACUGUGGUGCCUAUAUGAGAGUAAUCUUUGAUUCGACGACAAAUGAGCUGGUGAUCAGUACGUGUCACUUGAAACACAGAUUUCAUACGCCGUGUCGUGAGGACACCGUGAAGAUGGUUGGACGAAGAAGUCAGUGGUUUGAGUGGGGUAAGUUUUUGGUUUUUUGUUUGGUAUAUAAAGAAAGUAAGGGAAUUUUUUGGUUUUUCAAUGAAAAAAGUCGUAUCAAGAUUGAAAGUAAAAGUUUUCUUAAAAUUUUUUUGGUAUUGUAAAUGAAUGAUAAUUUGAUUUACAUAUUUUGUGACUUUAUGGUCGAUUUUUAUUAAAAUAGCAUUUUCAGUCGAAGAACUAGCUCCAUCUAUUGGUCAAGAAGUUCCAGUGUUCUCAUACAGUAAAGAAGUGUACACAUCCGAGGACCUAUUCGAAUCUCUUCAACACCUACAUCAAAUCGAGCCAACUCAACACUUAAAGCCAAAGAAGUUGACUACUAUUACUAAACGGAAAGGAAGAUCAAAGAAGCGACAACAGUCAAAGACACCGCCAGUUUCGGACACGGAUUUGGAGCUGUUUACAAGUGCCAUUGUCAUGUUGAAGGGUCAGCCAGUGGAGAAGGGUCAAUUGACCAGAGAAAGUGAAAUGAAAUUGAAGAAGUUGUUGGCCGAACUAGAAGGAGAGCGGAAUGAUGAGUACAUUGAUGUUAUUGGUUGA
Molecule: messenger RNA, 1292 nt
Organism: Bursaphelenchus okinawaensis
Lineage: Eukaryota; Metazoa; Nematoda; Chromadorea; Rhabditida; Aphelenchoididae
Source: the annotation of a GenBank genome assembly